AUGCGUUUAUUUUUGCUUCUUUUCGCACUUUUCAGAGAUUCCUCUGCAGAAGAAAAUCCACUGAUCGAAAAGGGAAUAUGCUUCGAAAUGCCAGACAGUCAUUUUCAAGUGCUAAAGGCACUGUCUGACAACUGGAAAUGCACGGUGCCCAAGUGUUGCUUCGGCGACUAUACAAUUUGGGAUGGAAGAGUCGAAUGCGAAGUUGAAGAUGAUGCCGAGGAAUUGGGAAUAAUAGACGAUGAGCCAGAAAUAGAAGAGAAGCAAGAAACAGCUCAAGAAGAACAAGGUGAAUCGAAUGAGUCAGCAAAUUCUCAAGCAGAUGCCGAGGUCACACAGGAAACAAACAACGUCUCUAGCGAAGAAAUUUCAAAUGCGAUUCAAUCAGAGAAACAAGUGUCUGCAGAAAACAACUUGAAAGAGAACCAAGAUGGAUCUGACGGACCCGAGGCUGAUCAUCAAGGUGCGGAAAACAACACCGAAAAAGAAGCUUCAUCAUCAGAAAUUAAUGUCGAGGAAACGACCGAAAUCUCUGACGGAGAAGACGAUUCCAAAGAAAUCCAAUUAGAACAAUCCGAAUCGCCAGAAAAUAACGAAAGAGAAGAGAAAGAUGGAUCUGUUGAUCAUGAUCGAGCUCCAUCUCCAACUCAAGCUGCUCAAAACAAUGAUGCAAUGUCAAAGAAAAUCGAUGAAACCGAUCGAGUUGAUCAAGUUGAGGAAAACUUCUCUGACUAUGAUGUUGUCGAGGAAAAUGAAGAAAAAUCGAAAUCUGUUGAUGAUAAAGAAGAAGCUCUAGAACAGAAUGAUGAAACCAACGAAAAUGAAAAAGAAGAGCUAGUUGAAAAGAAAGAUGAAGAGGCUCAAAAAGAUCAUAAGGAAGCAAGUGACGAAGAAACGGCUGAAACUCAAGGUGUGCAACAAGAUCGUAAAAAUGAUGUGACUAACAACAACCAGGAAUCAUCAAGCCCGACCGCAGAUUCCGAGGAAUCAACAAAGCUUUCUGAGAGCGAUAUUCAGUCAAGCACACCUGAAGAGGGCCUCGUUAAUGCACAGAGUAUACAACCGAGCACCAAUGAGAUAAUACGAGACGAAGACAAAAAAGAUACUUCCUAUAGCGAUACUAAAACUGCAGAAGAACCAGCAAUAGAGAGCUCAAGCGCGAUGGAUGUCAGUGGCUUUGAUGACAACUUUGACCCUUCAAUUCACAAGGAAAAUCAUAAGAAAAUCGAUGAUUCUGAAGUCCGCGAGUUGAAAUUUCAACUAGAACGUGCAGAAAGACGAUGUUCUCUCACAGAACAGAGACUUGUCGAGUCACAGGAAAAAUUCCAGGCGCUGGAAGAAAAAUUCGAAACCUCAAAAGCUUCCUAUAUUGGGCUGAGCACACAAAUGAUCGAACUCAAAAAUGAAAACAUCGAAAUGGACUCGAUCAUGGAAGAACUAAAGGACGAGAAAACUGAGCUUACGAUAGCCCUAGAGGUCGCUAAAAAGGCAGCAGAAGAAUUGAAACAGCUCAAAGCGGACAAAGAAAGCGGAGAAGAACAACUGGCAUCGGACAAAAUGCGGUUGGAAAAGGAGCUGAUGAACGGGCAAGCCGAAAUCUCAAGGCUAAACAUUGAGCUGGAGAAUUUUCAAGCAGAGCUUCAGGAACUUGACGGCAGGUGGAAAGCAGAAGUGGAGAACUUGAACGAAGAAAAUGCUCAGCUAAGGAAGAGCUUGGAGCAAUCUUCUCAGGCUAUCGUGGAGUUAGAACGCGCUGCCGGCGAGACUUCUUCAUCUGCUGACGAAAUCGCUGCGCUCAACUCAGAACUAGCCUCGCUGCAGGAACAACUGUCAAGUUCGGAGAAUCAGCUCAAUUCAUUGCAGGAAGAGAAUGCGAAACUCUCCACAGAAGCUGCGGAAUGUCGCGAAGCUGCUUCGACGGCCGCUGCGGCGACUUCUGCCGCCAAAUCAGCCGAGGAACAGAUUCGUCUCAAGUUCGAGAAUCUUGAAAUUCAACUUGAAGAGGCCCAAGAAAAAGUAACGAGCAAAGAUGAAGAGAAAAAAGCUUACGUCGUCUUGAGAUCAAAGUACGACGAGUUAGAAGCAGACCACGAUGCACUCAUUGACGAACUCGAAAAGCUGGAAGCAGAAAACGAGGCACUCAAAAAACUGAUGCCAGCUUCGAACUCCAUUAGUGGCACUAAUGAGCAACCUGCUGGAGAUGUGGCGCAAGAAAACGAACGCCUCAUCAAAAACAAUCUUCAUUUAGCAUCCGAAGUUCAAAAAGUAACCGCCGAGAAUGAUGAGCUCCUGUCGGAGAAUCAGCUCUUGAAAAAGUAUCUCGACGACAUCAACCUUCUUUCCAGCCAAAUGAGUCUCUACACAAGUCUCAAGUAA
This is a messenger RNA of Oikopleura dioica, 2373 nucleotides long. NCBI's taxonomy places the organism in Eukaryota, Metazoa, Chordata, Appendicularia, Copelata, Oikopleuridae. The record is from the annotation of a GenBank genome assembly.